Molecule: messenger RNA, 4560 nt
Organism: Heterobilharzia americana
Lineage: Eukaryota; Metazoa; Platyhelminthes; Trematoda; Strigeidida; Schistosomatidae
Source: the annotation of a GenBank genome assembly
ACAAUGUCAACCAUUACUGGCGCUCGAAACGAAAUAUUUUGCGAAUGUUCAAAACGUUUGUUUUCAUGUGGUCUAUUAUUGGAUAUCUAGCUAUUUCCAUUGUAUGAAAAGUUGGGGAAUAAUACGUAUAAGACAAGCGUUAUAAGAGCAGAUUUCAUUUGUAUUAUGCCAAUCAAAUUCAGAUCAAAUUAUUAAUGAACGAUGCAAAAGCGACGUAAAAGUAACAGUAAAAGAAAACCUAUCAGUGAGAACUCAGAUGAGAAAAUCAGUGAAGUCUACUGUGUCUGUAGAUCAUCAGAUAUUGAUCGUUUCAUGAUAGCUUGUGAUCAAUGUGAAGAGUGGUAUCACGGAGACUGCAUCAAUGUCACUCCAAAACAAGCUGAACAAAUAAAAACAUUUUACUGUCCUCAGUGUCGAUGCAAAAAUCCAUCCCUUGAGAUCGAGUAUAAGAACACUAGAAGUCAAAAGCCUAAACAGUCGCGUCAGGGUUCCAGUCCUAACAGUAGUUCAAACACCUAUGUAGAUCAGCCCUCUCCAGCUAAACCAUCUAAAGGAAAACGAGGGUCUCCAGACGCUUUGAUUAACAAUCAAGAAGUUGGUCCUCGCAAAACUCCAGUCGACCGUUCAUCACAGUUAUCAAGUAGAGACUUACGAAAGUUCAAUUCAUCCGGCCUGAAUAUAUCACCGGCGCUAAGUGCAUCAUCUGGCCUACCUGAGCCCCUCUCUUCGGGUCCUUAUAACCGUGGUUACUGGGCGCCUGAAGAGCAGUCUGAACCUGCAGAUGAUCACAACCCAAUGCCACGCUCCGUACCAAAUAAAAAACGGUCUGGUUCUCCACGUCUGCGUCCAUGUGGGCAAUGUGCAGGAUGCAGCGUAAAGGAGGAUUGUGGGAAAUGCGAAUACUGUCGGGAUAGACGAAAGUUUGGUGGACCCAAUAAGAUGCGUCAGAAGUGUCGGUUAAGACAGUGUGCCGGUAUGAAUGCGUCACGUAGUAGAAACCCAUCUAAUUCCUCUCAAGGGAUUGGUGCUCGACGUCGUAAACAGCCACCAGUCCAAACUGCUCCCGCGGAUUCAUCACCAGCCCACAUGCAGUCGUAUACAGAUUUUGACGAUGAACAGUUUGAAGUCCCAUUCGAUUUUUCUCCAAGACUAUAUUCAGAUACUGUCACACAACCAUUUCUUUCUCAUUCCACGAGUUCAGCUCCUAUGGGUAGCAAGAUGCGUCGAGGUGACCAUCGAAUCCCGACUGUUCCCAGCGAUAUUGACGGAAUAACCUCGCGGCAUUUCGGACGAUUUGGUCAUGAUGGUCCUCAACUUCAUUCACGUAAUAAAGGAUCUAUACCAAAUAUAUAUCCUAUUAAUACUGAUGGAUCAAUAGAUUUUGUAGAAGAUAAUGAUUCAGAUGAUGAUAUUGUACUUCCAGAAAUGGCACAUUGUGCUGGUCCUGCUUGUAUGUUGGCAGCUUUACCUGGUGAGAAAUAUUGCUCAGAAUCCUGUAGACUUAAGCAUACCGGUUCACGUGGUACAGUUCGUCCAGGUAUUCCUAAUAUCCGUUCGGGAAUAAGUAGUCUUGCCUCUCGUGAAGCCAAUGCCAUACCGUAUUCUUUACCCUAUCCUGAUCAUAUGUAUUGUCGUCAUCAUCGUCUUCAAAAUUGGCAGAACAAUAUUACUUCAUCAUAUCGUUCUAAUCAUCAAUCUUUUGAUCAAUUGACUAAUAUUGAUCAAGGAUAUUAUAAUAUAACAAAUGAUAAUUUACGUCAAUCAUAUGGACAAUCAACAUAUCGUUAUUCUCAUAGUUUACCAAUUCAUCGAAUUACACCACAACGACAUUUUAAUUCACAUCCUAUUUUAAUGAAUUCUAAUCAUCGAAUAAAUAAUAAUAAUAGUCUAGUAGAAGAUAAUCGAAAUGAGCAUACAAUGAUAUGUGAUGGUGGCGCUGGUGAUACAACUGAAUUUAUUGAUUCAAUCACUUCAGUAAUCCGUAGAAAUAAUCAUCAUCAUUAUAAUGGAGUAUUUAAUGAUGAAUUAUGCAUUGAUUUACCAUCUACUCAUCCAUCAUCUAUUGGUACACAUUUAUCAUCUACAUCACCUAGUUUAUUAUCUGGUAUUAAUUCAUGUUAUACUGGAUCAAAUCGUGGUGAUACAACAAUUCGACCAAUUGAAUUUCAUCCUAUUGAUGAUGAUAAUAGAAAUGGAUUAACUGAAGAUGAUGAUGAUGAUGAUGAUGAUGUUGAUCAUCCUGUUUAUGGAUAUUAUAUGAUUGGUUAUAAUAAUGAAACAAAUGGACAUUCAUCACAUAUUCCAUUAACUACCAGUACUACUACUACUACUAUUACUAGUACUAGUACUACUACUGUUACCCCUAUAUUAAAUAAUGAAUGUCGUCUAAUAAAUACAGCCUGUUUACAUAGUAGUAACAUGAAUAUUCGAUCUAUUAACCAUAGAGUAAUCAAUCAAAGUAAUAAUAUUAAUGAAUCAAUUAAUUCUAUUCCAAUAUUAUAUACUAAUAAUCGAUCAUUAUCAAUUAGUAAUAUUAAUCAUCGGCAUACAAAUAUUAAUCUUCUUCCUGUGUCUGAAUCUACCGGUGGUGGUGGUGGUGGUGAUGUUGGCUCAUCAAUAUCUAAUUCAAGUAUUAUAACACCUCAUUCUCUUCCUACUUAUAUACCUGGUCCUGAUGAAUUUUAUACAAUUAAUGAUUCUGAUGAUUUAGAAAUUAAUUGGCCACAAGAAACAGUUACUGGAGUAAAUGGUUAAAUCAACAUUCAUUAUAUUAUCUAACUAUAUUUAUUCAUAUAAUGAAUGUAUUAUGUUAUUCGUGUGGAAACUGGUCAUAAUGUAAAAGAAAAAAAAAGGGGGGAGUGAAAUACGAUUGAUUUUCCUAUCCUUAUCAAUCAGCUGAGUUUAAGCCUCCUUGUAUUUAUCUUAUUUGUCUUCUCAGAUUGAUUCAUUUCACAUAGAUAGAUGGAUAUAUAUACACACACACAUAGUACCAAGUUGAAAUUGCUGCCUUCUGUUGUCUGUAUAGGCUUAUAUCUCUUCCCUAGUGUAACCUAUUCAUAUUCAUCUUUUUCUGUGCUAUUUUUAUUUUUAUAAGGCGCCCAAAAUUGUAAACUAAUCACAAUUUUGUAUAUAGAAAAAUCUUAUUUUAUUGAUUUUUUCUUUUUUUUUUUUAUUAUCUCUCUUCUAUUAUGUGUACACAAUUUCAUUUCAUUAUGUCUAUGUGUUUUGUACACUUUGAGCAUAGACUAUACUCUCUCUUAAAUAUGUAAUCAUUGAUUACUAAUAUUAUCUCCUUGUUUCCAUUCUUAUGAAUUAGUGUUGAUUAUCAAUGUUAAUUGUACAUGUUGAUGGAUUACACAUCAGUAUGAUAUUUACAUUAUUGUGUGAACUAACCUCUAAGCAUAUACUACCGAUGAGUGUACUUCACCCCCCGCCGCCCACCUACUACUCUAUGGGAUGCAUCUCUUAUUCUCAUGUUUUUUUUUGCCCCCCUUUUCCCAUAUCGCUUUAUUCCAUCGUCAUCAUCAUCAUCAUCAUCAUCAUCAUUGUUGUUUUCUACUUGUCGCACUGUUAGUAACAGUGCUGCUGGUGGUGUUCUUACUAUUGCUUCACAUGCAUAACGUCCAGUGAAACUGCUUGUACCUGCACCGGAAUGACAACGUUGUUGUACAGAUCGAUGAACACAGGCUAAUAAACUGCCUGGUAUAAGUUUACCUCCUUUACCUAAUAUUCCUGAGCCUAAAUGAAUUGAAUUCGAUAUAGUAGUUCCUGUUAUCAAUGAUUCUGUUUCAUUUAAAACUUCAUCCAUAUUACUAUGAUUAUAAAUAUUAACAGUCUCUGAUUGUGAAUCCAAUAUCGAUUGAAUUUGUGCACUCUGUUCUUUACGACAUGUUUCUAUAGCUGUCAAUGCUUUCAAUUGAGCAUCAUAAGGAUCUUGAUGAUCAAAUCGUCCAUAAAUUUCAUCGAUUGGUUCUUCUCUUAAUUCUAUUGAUUCAGUUAUUGUCAACUUUGACACUGAAUCAAUUAUUGAUUGAUUUUCUAUCAAAGUAUUAUUUCUCAUAGGUGUUAUUACUUUAUCAUCUGGAAUAUGUUGUGUUGUUGUUGUUCUUGUCUAUCUUCAAGUCUACUUGAAUAUGAUCUUUGAUUCAAUGUAUUCAAUGACUGAAAAUGUUCAUCAGAUGAUAAAUCUUGAAAAUUAUUAUUCAUAUUAGCAUUCUCAUCUAUACCAUGAUAAAUUGGAUUUUGAUGAAUUAGGAAAUCUUCACGUGGUAUAUUAUCUUCAUUAUUAAUGAUGAUAUGCCUAGCAUUUUCAUAAAAUGAAAUCGUCUCAGUAUCUACUGAUUUAUGUGGUUCAGCAUAUAAACCCCAUUCUAUAGAAUAAAUAAUCAACAACAAUAUGUAAAAUUAUUAUACAAAUUGAAAAACUUAAAUAAAUCAUGAAGUUGUUUAUUGAUAUCCCCCCCCCUCAAUGAACAUCGAAUUCCGUUUCCGUUUUCAAAAACUGAAUGCUUUAACUGAUAACUUAUUGGCAAUACCUUGACAAAUAUAUUAUCCACUGAC